GAACAAAUCAAAGUUGAUCCAAGAACUAGUAGCGGCGAGCCGGACUACAACUUCCUGCUCCUACAAGCAAUCGCUAAGCGCUCCCAUGAGCAAGCGGACUUGUGUGGUGUGACGCAAGUCGCUACAGUGGACGAGGCACAAAGACAGUUUGUGGAUCGGGUCGAUGAAAUGCUUGGUGGACAAAGCCCAGAGGAGAAAGCGUUGCUGCGUCGAG
Messenger RNA from Amoebophrya sp. A25, 214 nucleotides. NCBI's taxonomy places the organism in Eukaryota, Dinophyceae, Syndiniales, Amoebophryaceae. The record is from the annotation of a GenBank genome assembly.